AUGGAGGUCAUGGCCCAGUCCCGUCCCACCCCGGCCCCCGGCCGGCCGGAGGGCGAUUUUGCCAGCUACGGGCUGCUGGCCCAGGCCACGGACGCGCCGCGUGCCGUGUUUGGCAACAAGGCGGAGGAGCAGUCGCCCUCGCGGGUGCACCCCUUCCGCCUCUUCUACCCCGGCCAGACCUACUCCCCGGAGGACCUGGAUCCGUACCAGGCGGCCCCCCCGGAGUUUGGACGCAGCGUCACCCGCCAACCGCCGGCCAUCCCUGCCAAGGUCGUGCUUGCACGAGCAGACUUCAGGGACGCGGCCUUCCUCUCCUCCUUCAUCACAGGCAGGCGCUAG
Messenger RNA from Auxenochlorella protothecoides, 339 nucleotides. RefSeq lists its product as hypothetical. NCBI's taxonomy places the organism in Eukaryota, Viridiplantae, Chlorophyta, Trebouxiophyceae, Chlorellales, Chlorellaceae. Bases 1 to 339 code for a protein of 112 amino acids. The transcript is spliced from 2 exons. The record is from RefSeq and is a predicted model, not a curated record.